Molecule: messenger RNA, 2309 nt
Organism: Notechis scutatus (mainland tiger snake)
Lineage: Eukaryota; Metazoa; Chordata; Lepidosauria; Squamata; Elapidae
Gene: SACK1D
Product: scaffolding CK1 anchoring protein D
Biological process (GO): signal transduction; regulation of TOR signaling; protein localization to mitotic spindle
Cellular component (GO): cytosol; mitotic spindle pole
Molecular function (GO): protein kinase binding
Source: RefSeq, a predicted model, not a curated record
GUUCUCCGGAAGGUGAGGCUAACAAGGCCGAUGGCGAAUCAGUCCCAGUGCCUGGACGAUGCCCCUUUCCGGAGUUUACGCGGCUGGGAGCCCGUUCCCCCUUCGACCUAUAACGAGGCGCAGCGCCUGGCGCUGGAGGAGCUUAUCGCCAAAGGCCGGCCGGCUUUCCAGGCUUUCUUACGCCGGGAAAAAAUGGGCUCUUUCCUUUCCGAUCCCGAGAUCCAGGCUGUUUUGCGCUCCGCCGUGCAGCCACUCGGGACAAACGAAAGUGUCUCGGCUACAGGCCAAGCCCUGAACACCUCCUUGGAUUGCUCCUCGCUCACAUACUUCCCGGUGCAGUCCGAUGUUGAACCACCUGUCCUAGAACUGGGCUGGCCUGCCUUUGUUACCGGCUCUUUCCGUGGACUGACCCGCGUGGAGACUUAUUUCCAACCCUGUUUUGGAGAGAUCAUCUAUGCUUGCAAAGAGGCGGUGCGCAAGCAGAUCCGGUCAGCCAGAGAAGUUAUUGCUGUGGUUAUGGACACCUUCACAGAUAUGGACAUCUUCAGUGACCUUCAGGAAGCUUGUAAGAAAAGGCUGGUUCCUGUGUAUAUACUUCUGGAUCAGAAUUUUCUGUGCCAUUUCUUGGAAAUGUGCAAAAACUUGGAAUUCUCCCCUGAACAGGAAAAUUUAAUGAGAGUCCGAACUAUUACUGGAAACACAUAUUAUGCAAGAUCAGGAGCUAAGAUAAUUGGGAGUGUCCAUGAGAAGUUCAUGCUUGUUGAUGGUGUAAGAGUGACUACAGGCUCCUACAGCUUCACUUGGACUGAUGGGAAGCUGAACAGCAGUAAUUUAUUGCUACUCUCAGGCCAAAUAGUGGAACAUUUUGAUUUGGAGUUCCGAAUCCUGUAUGCACAAUCUAAGCCUCUUAAUUCAAAGCUGCCUCAAAGCUGCAGAACUAGUGUUUGCCAUGAAGAUCUCGUCAAUAAACUAACACCUUGCAAAGAUUUCACUGUGGGUAAUCUUCUGAGAGCUGAGUUUGCUAGGCUUUCAAGCUCCCCCAAAAAACUUGAAAGAGAAAUAGAACAGGUGAAAGAGCUCCAAGGGGGGCGGAUGAGUGCUAAACGGCCACAUCUUAGUGGUGAAGAGGAAUGGCAUAGUGGUUCUGAAAUGCUAACAAAACCUAAAGAGACAAACAGCCAGUCCACUCAGACUGAAACUUUAGACGAGAAGCGAGCAACAACAUUCUUAAACUGUGCCACACAAACUACUACUUCUGUGGUUUCAGCCACCACCCAGACCACUACUCGAUCUAGAAUGGUGGGCACUCAGACAACAGUUGUAUUUAAAACUUCUAUGACACAGACUGACAAAAGAGAUAAUGUGGAAGUACCCCUGGCUCAGAAAAUACCUGAUCAGAGGAUUCCUGAUCAAAAAAUCUCCUCUAAAGAAGGGUCUCCUAUUUCUAGAAAGUCCACCUCAACUUCUUCUAGUGCACGAUCACUUUCUUCAUUGUCCUCUCAAUGUUCUCGGGCAAGUUCUGGUUCACUAACAUCCCUUAGGUCUAUUGACUAUUCUGUCAAUCAUCGGGGAGAUUAUUUCCGCAAACUAAACAAGGAGAGGGAAUUUCACUACUCUGUUAUUCGAUCCAAGCUUAACCAUAUGGUUUCCAUGCUCUCUAGGAGGGGAAAUGCGGCUGAAAAUUACAGAGGUUGCCAUCCAAUGAGGUGUAACUUAAAACCUAGACAACAGAUUAGCACAAGCCUAAUAAAUCUUAGAGACUUUGCACUGUAUAAUUCAAGUGACUGCUUCUGAGAAGGAAGGAACUGUUAUAUACAUAGUUGUCAGCAAGGAGAUCCUUCUCUUCUUAAACUGCCCAUUUCUGUAAUAUUACAAGAUUUGAUUGAGGCAUGGAGAAAAAAAAACCCUUGCGUGCAGCAGAGCCAAUAGGUGGAUCAACUUUAAGAAUACAAAAGAAGGCACUCUUUAUUUUAUUCUAUAGAUUUGUUUAAGAUACAGCUGUUGGAGGUAGCCAGGUCUUGUACUUCAGCCUGUUUAUUUUGUGGUACCUUAUGAAUAUUUAGGAAGAAGGGGGAUUGACUGUUUUUGUCAAUGCAGUUUUUUAAAAAUUUCAUUAUUUUUUACCCAAGAGUAUGAUCCAAUCAAGCCAGUACUCCAGCCUCAUAAUAGCUAAAUAUGCCCUUGCCAUUAAUAAAAGUAUGGCAAAUUUUCCACAUGUCUCUUGCUAAUCUUACACUAUAGUUAGACAUAUAGUGUUGAUGAAUUUAAUAAAAAGCAUUUAUUUUCAACCAUGGAUUUUAGCAAAAUAG